AUGAGCUCCACCUCCCUUCUCGCGAUAUUCUCCCUCCUGGACCGCGACGAUGCGCUCGCGACCUCUUCCAGCUCCAGACGCACCUACUCCCUUGCUAUAUCCCGCGUCUUCGCCAACGUGUACUGGCGCAGAGACACCGAAGUGGACGAGGAGGACGCCUCCGAAUCCCGCCGUCCGGCCUACCGCCCUCGAGCUCCACACGACUCCCACGAUUGCGACCCCGCUUCAUGUCUGGGACACGCUGUGUGGGUCGCCCCCGGGCUGCCCUUGCUCGGGAUCGUCGUCACGCGGGGCGAGUGCGACGUGCGCGAAUACAUGGUCCGUCACGUUCUUACCGCAUCUUCCCCUCGCUCCUUUGCCCCAUGA
Molecule: messenger RNA, 366 nt
Organism: Epithele typhae
Lineage: Eukaryota; Fungi; Basidiomycota; Agaricomycetes; Polyporales; Epitheliaceae
Exons: 1
Coding region: 1-366 (121 amino acids)
Source: RefSeq, a predicted model, not a curated record